Halteromyces radiatus is the source of this 1211-nucleotide messenger RNA. RefSeq lists its product as uncharacterized. The transcript has 3 exons. Bases 76 to 1188 code for a protein of 370 amino acids. NCBI's taxonomy places the organism in Eukaryota, Fungi, Mucoromycota, Mucoromycetes, Mucorales, Cunninghamellaceae. The record is from RefSeq and is a predicted model, not a curated record.
CUUUUCCUUUUUCUUUUUCUUUUUCUUUUACCUUCAUUUCUUUCCAUUUUGUUUUAUCAUAUCAUCCUCUUUUCAAUGAAGGUCAACCGAUGUUUUCUAUUUUUCUUUUGUAUCUUCAUUAGUGUUCAUUUUAUCCAAGCUGAUAUAAUAGGAGGAUUACUUGGAAUAAAUGGAUCAGAUAAAAACGAUAACCCACCAUCACCUAAUAAUGGUCCUCCUUUACCUGGAAACACACCACCAUCAUCAGCGCAACCAAGUCCACCAUCUAAUAAUGAUAAUAAUAAAUCAAAUGGAAAUAAACAGCCAUCACCCAAUCAAUCAUCACCUACCAGUCCUCCUCCUCCUUCUUCUUCCUCUUCUUCCCCUUCUUCAUCAUUACCCCUUCCUCCCCCUACAUCUCCAGUCUCUUCAUCUUCUUCGGUCAACACAGGUGAUAAUACUAAUAAUACCACUCCUCAACCCAACAAAGUCACACCUCCCGUCUCAUCUACUAGUACUGAGUCCAGUGAGAAUAAGCAUCGCCCUAGUAAUGCGGAUUCCUCUCCUCAUAGUAGCACGGGUACAAUAGCUGGUGCCGUGGUGGGUGGUCUAGUUGGUCUUGCCAUGAUUGGAGGGAUAGUGACAUGGUUUAAUCGACAGGGUGGAUGUACUAAACGACAACGUGGGGGAAGGGAUGAUGGGUUUAAACAGACUGAUGAUUACUCUAUCGAUAUUACACCUCAUUCUUCACCAUCCCCUGGUAUGCAACCAUCAACAGUUACAACAAAUCCAGGUAUGAUGGAAAUGACACCUGCAUCCCCCUUUGACUACUCUAGGCGAUUUGUGGCACCUGGAAUGAUGCCAAACGCCAAUAAUUCUAUGGCAUAUAUGGAUCAUCAACAACAAUAUGAACAGCAGUAUGAACAACAAGAUUAUCAACAGGACUAUCAACAGGAUUUUCAACACCAACAGCAACAACAGGUACAUCAUGAUCAAGGAAUGAUGAUGAUGGAUUCUGUACCAAUGCAUCAACAAGAAGGUAUUAUGACAUCGGAUGGUGGUUAUUAUUAUACUCAACAACAAUCAGAGUAUGAUGGUUACAGUACUCCCACAGUCGUAGAUGGUUCCCCUCCAUCGGUGCCUUAUUAUCAUGAUCCCUAUUAUAAACCCGGUACUGCGGGCCAAACUUAUAAACCCAAUGCAAUGUGAUUCAAUAAAAAAAAAAAUUCAAC